AAUUCCCUUCAUCAUUGUCAUGAUUAAAUAAAAAAAGAAAAUAGCGGAGAAAUAAAAGUAACAAAUCACAUCACUAGCAACAGCAUUAGAUCAAAUUCAGAUAAUCUUUCCCAGCUCUCAACAGGGUUGUGAGUUAUAGCGAAGAAGACAUGGGGCUGACGUUCACGAAGCUUUUCAGCCGGCUGUUUGCCAAGAGGGAGAUGCGUAUUCUGAUGGUGGGUCUUGAUGCUGCCGGUAAGACAACUAUCUUGUACAAGCUCAAGCUCGGCGAAAUCGUCACCACAAUCCCUACAAUCGGGUUUAAUGUUGAGACAGUGGAAUACAAGAACAUCAGCUUCACUGUUUGGGAUGUUGGUGGUCAAGACAAGAUCCGUCCUUUGUGGAGGCACUACUUCCAAAACACUCAGGGUCUUAUUUUUGUGGUGGAUAGCAAUGACAGGGACCGGAUUGUCGAGGCAAGGGAUGAGUUGCAUAGGAUGUUGAAUGAGGAUGAGCUGAGAGAUGCUGUUUUGCUUGUAUUUGCCAACAAACAAGACCUUCCAAAUGCAAUGAAUGCUGCUGAAAUAACCGACAAGCUUGGUCUUCACUCUCUCCGCCAGCGCCACUGGUACAUCCAGAGUACAUGUGCAACUUCAGGAGAGGGUCUUUAUGAAGGUCUGGAUUGGCUUUCCAACAACAUUGCUACCAAGGCAUGAGAUGACCAAGGUUGAUAUUUCGACACGACUAUGAAGGCAAUUCCAAAGAGGAUGGCUUUCCUUUGUUCCAUAAAUGCUGUAGUGACAAAAUGAUUGUUAGUAGAUAUUAUGACUGAGGUUGUUAUAUGGAUUUUGAAUCAGUUCUGUUUUAGCUAAUACUGUUAGUUGUAAUUUGAAAAC
Messenger RNA from Rubroshorea leprosula, 875 nucleotides. The record is from the annotation of a GenBank genome assembly. Lineage: Eukaryota; Viridiplantae; Streptophyta; Magnoliopsida; Malvales; Dipterocarpaceae.